Molecule: messenger RNA, 2711 nt
Organism: Cherax quadricarinatus
Lineage: Eukaryota; Metazoa; Arthropoda; Malacostraca; Decapoda; Parastacidae
Biological process (GO): tail-anchored membrane protein insertion into ER membrane
Cellular component (GO): GET complex
Source: RefSeq, a predicted model, not a curated record
CAGAAGUUACGUAAUGAAUUAAGUCAUCCUGAUACGGGGGUUCUUUUCUUAUCACUAAGGUUAUUAUGUCGUAUGACCCGAAUGGGUUUAGUGCAUUUUUUCAGUUUAAUAAUAAAUUACGUUACAUGUAAGCGAGGUGGGCACCAACUAUGCAUAAGACGGGGAGGCUACAAAGGAAAUAUAUCAUUGAAACCAGUUGAAAAUGCAAUACCAACAAUAAACAAUGUCUUAGCAUCUGAUCCUCAGAAAAAAGAUGAACCAGACUUUACAAGUAAAACUUUUAGUAAUUCUACAAUCAGUAGUGAUUUAGGCAGUACAUCAUCAAGUAACAGCAGAAACAGAAGAGAAUGCACAAAUAUAAAUCAGUCAAGAUUUGCCAAUUUUACUAGAAUUCAGAAUGGUACAGUACCUGAUUUAUCUGAACAGCCAAACCACUUCAGUAGGUUAAUGACAACUAAUGGUGGCAUUAGUUCUAAUUCUGUACAGAAUGGGAGAAUCCAAGAAGACGUCCAACCUGUUGACUCAGUUGAGAGACAGAAUUCCUCCAUGGUACUUAUUGUACUUGCCUUAUCAGUGUGCUUUCUCUUGUCCAGCAAUUUUGGUUACAUUGUGUCAAAUAGCAUAUCAAUCCCAUUUAUGCUGUGGGAGGCUUCGCACCUAUGGUGCCAAAGGAAUGCCAUUCAAGCCAGAGCUAGAAGUGGAGCUGGUCUCUUUGGAAUUGCUCUUAUGUUGUGUGGUGUCCAGCAAACUACAGUUACUAUAUAUGCACAUUUAAUUACCAUUGUUAAGUGUUUCUUAGAAGAUUUUGCUUUGUAUAUUUUAACUGUUGUUUUCUGGUGCACUGUGAUUGGGCUACCUGGUGUACUACAAUCAGAGCCUUUGGAAUCCCCCAUCCCAACCCUGAUGAAUAAUGAUGUUACUGAUGAUGCAGACAUAUAUUCUAUGGAAGAAUUUUAGCACUACAAGGUCAUUGACCAUCCUCUGUGCCAAUGUCAGUACAUAUUCCUGCUUUCUAUUUUUUAUUUAAUAUUUACAUACUAUUAUCAUACUGCUAAAUAUCAACAGACCUUUAAAGUUCCAUAAAUUAUUGUUCUAAGGUAUAGGUCAAAUGCUAAGUAUUGCAGUUUGACUUAUAACAUUAUUAAGAACUGUAAAAAAACUUCAUCAAACUGCAAAGUUAGCUUUAACUCAGGAAACUUCUUACAGUAUAUUAAAAAUAUUUAAGUCCUAAAUUUUAUCGCUUUCAUAAAACAAAUACGUAUCUGAAUUAAUAAAGGGAUUUCAUUAAAAUGCUCGCCUCUCAUUCUGCUCUAUUUGACUGAUAUUAUCUAUAUAUUUAUGCUGUCCCAGAACAAUGCUUAGUGUAUCUAAGUACACAGCAACUUAAUAACUCUUGCAUGAAUUUUAAAUUUUCUUAAAAACUUAACUAAAGGAACAAUAAUUUACAGAAUCCUUACACAUUCAAGGUCUCAGUGGCUCCCUGAUUUGUACUUAUGAUUGGAAAUCUUGAUUGAAAGUGGAUGGGUGUUAUGACAUUGAAAGAUUCUGUAAAUCACUAUAUAAACCUUGGUAAUUGACACUGACAAAUUGAUUUAAAAUGACAUGAGCAAACAUUAAGACAUAUUUAUUAGAAAAUAUUUCGGUCCCAGGACUAAAACAUUUUCUAACAUGUCCUAGUGUUUGCUCAGGUUUUUUUUAAUCAAUUAAAUCACUAUAUAUAUAAAUAGAUCCUUUCAGUUUUUCAAAACUCAAAAUAAUAUAUAAUUUUCAUUACUGUGAUAACUGUUCCUGUGUGUUAAACACAGGGUUCACUGGUAAACUUAAAAGCUGGACAAAUUCCUGCUAAGACAUUUGGGCCAUAUAACUUUUUCAGCUUAACUAAGCUUGGGCAACAUAAAGUUUUGACUUGUUGGAAUUGCCAUGUCACUUUCAAAGUUAUACUCAAAUAUUUGCACCUACGUUCAGUUCUUAAUAAAACUGAAUAUUAAAAUACUAUAUGAAGCUAAAACAGCCUAAGGUUAAAAAUAAUAAUUUCAUGCAGUACUUUAUUUAGUACUGAUCUGACUUUAGCUUAGUUAUGGACAAGCUGCAUUAACAUCAUUUAUGCUUAGGCCUUAAUAUUGAGUGUCAAUCUCAUGAUUGUGGCUCAUUUCUGAAUGUUAGCACGAAGCUUUGCAAAUUUACCUAGAACUGAGAGAGUCUAUAAUACAUCAGUUACCUAAUACACAAUGUUUUCAUUUUUUAUACUUCUUAUUCACAAAGGAUUUAAAAUAAAAGACUGCAAAUCUAGAUUACUAGAGGUUUUAUAUUUCACAUGGCUUCUUACAAAAGAUACUCAUUAUUUUUUCAUGUAUGUACUUCAGUAAAUUUUUUAGUAUAUAUUAACUGUUCUUUACUGACAUGCAAACUCAGGCAGCUGGAAACUUGUAUUCCACAAGAUGACCUGAUGCUAUAAGAGGUUUCUUGAUCCACUCUGCUCAGGAAGGUCUCAUCCAGCAGUGGGUUAAUAAAGGAUGAAAUGUAAUUACAUAUGUAAAUAACAUUGUACAGUAAACCCUUGCUUGUUUUGUUUAUUUACCAUUUGAGGUUUAAAUUUUUGCUAUAAAAGCACAGCAUAUAGGAAUAUUUAGGAAAAAUGUGGAACCUCUUACAACAGUUUUGCUAUUUGCCCAAAUGUUGUGCAUAUAAACUGCAAUAAAAAUACAUGAAAA